Porites evermanni is the source of this 2126-nucleotide messenger RNA. Lineage: Eukaryota; Metazoa; Cnidaria; Anthozoa; Scleractinia; Poritidae. The record is from the annotation of a GenBank genome assembly.
AAUGAACAAGCCUCUUGCAAACUCUGUCAACGAGUUAAUCAGUCGACGUCAUUGCGCGCACUUGUGUCAUUGCAUCUUCCAAAACUCGGCUUCUCAGUUCUCUCUUGAUAGAUUCAUAGUCUACCCUAGCAAACGUGACAACUCUUCACUGAUCCACCAGGGUUUUGCUUGGAGACUUUUCUUUUCUUUAAUUAAUUCACAAAAAGAAUUCACCUAGGGAUUCUUUCGGUUUGAAAACGGUUUCUCGUGUAAAACGCACUUUUUCCAGUUUAAACCUUACAUUUACCUAGGCAAAGUUUUCUCGUGUAACCACAGCUUACGUAUAUUAUGGUUCCUAAACACCUCUCUUCAUCAUAACCGCAAAAGGAAACAAUUGCAGCAGGUGCUUUUGCUUGUAUCAAGGUAUCCUGUUCCAUGCAGGCCUUCGGCUUUUUCUGGUUUUUUAUUUAUUACGUAAAACCAUAGUUAUUAGAGGAGACUAAUUAUGAAAGGCAACAAACAUCAAAUAUGUAAAAAAAAAUUGUGCUGUAAUUUAUGUUGGAAGCUCCCUGAAGGUGCACAAUCCUUUGUUUUCUGUUGGAAAAUUGCGACGGAAUAAAAUUGCGACGUUUUUAUUGGUCUAUAAGAUCGAAAUGAUAGGAAUGCCGAUUGAACUUUGUGCACCGUCAGGUCCACAAAGACAUAUGACAACGGCGUCUGACGGGCUUCAUCCAUCCAUUCCAAAUUACAAACUAUGGUAAAACAUGCGAAGGAAAAAAAAAACAACAACAACAACGCGUUUCCUUCAUUUGUUCUCUUUGUUGUAACGAUAUAUGCCGAAAGUCCCACAAAUCACCAGCCGUAGGGCAGAGAUGAUUUCCUGCGAAUCUUUUAAAUGAUAUGUUAGGCCGUCGGAUAAGGAAUAAAAUAACGCAUUCCGAUACCCUAGUUAUCUCUCGGGUAAAUAUUGUUCUUGACUUUUGCUAAUACAGGCUGCUGUACGCCCGAAUUGUACCUCGGGUUUGACAAAGCAACCACUGGUCAACAUGAACUAGGCGGACGCCGUGCCCAGUUCCCUUCUGCAGGCAAUGAGGAGAGCCCUUGUGGCAAGUUUGCAGACCUGAAUGCUGAAAACGUGCAAUUCAAUAGUGCAAAACUAGCAACCAAAACUGACGCAAUAACCAUUUCUCUUUGGAUUAAAAUACUCACCCAGACGGGUAUCCAGCCAGUUUUGGUUGUAGCAGGAGAAGACGGCGAACUUAGGCUGGAGAUUGCCCAGGGUCAUCUCUCUUGGAUGUACACUUCAAUAGGCCCACCAAUGGCCACAUUUGCUCUCCUAAGUGUAGUUCCAGUCGUGCCAGCCGGUUUGUGGACGCAUCUGGUCGUGCAAUACGACGCCUUCAGUGGGCGAUCUGUGGCUUUUGUCAAUAAAAAGGAGAUCCUGCAAGGUGUCUCAGGCGGAGGUUCUCUGAAAAUAAACUGGGGAGAGUUCACGACCAUUGGCCAAUCUUACAUCAACGAGGUGUUACGGCUUAAAAUGAACGGGAACAUAGAUGAGUUUUAUAUCUACUACUGCGCCGUUCCAGAGAUGGUUAUCCAAAGUCUUGCUGACUCGUGUAACGUGGACGGAAAAUGUGCAGCGAUUGGGCCAGGUAACAUUGUAGGCUUUGCUACUUUGUAGAGUAACUGUUUAUUUCUCAAUCUAUAGCCUUCAAACAUCCAGUCCUGUCGGAGUAAAAGGGUUGGGGGGAGGGGUACACAGUGUUAGAAAGUCUGCCCUGGAUGUCAAUGGGGUGCGGCACGCAUACAUUAUACUAGUUUUCUAACGUGAAGUCAAUUUUGGAUACCAAACCUGCUUUUCUGCCUUUAUUCGUUCCUAUAUUCCUUCCUUUUCCUUUUAUCAAUUUAUCGUUAUGCUAAAUUAAAUUCGUAAAAUUAUAUCCUUUUAAUUGCUCAUUCCCUAUUUUCGCCUUGUUCUGAGCACCACGAAUUUGGAUGAAAAAUAUUUCCAUGUUACAGGAGUGAAUGAUCCAUGUGACGCCCACGAUGCAUAUUACUGUAAGAAUGGAAAGUGCGUUGGGCAAGAAUGGCGCUGCGAUGGAGAAAACGACUGCAGGGACUGGAGCGACGAAACAGAAUGUGGUUAG